Molecule: messenger RNA, 927 nt
Organism: Fonsecaea multimorphosa CBS 102226
Lineage: Eukaryota; Fungi; Ascomycota; Eurotiomycetes; Chaetothyriales; Herpotrichiellaceae
Exons: 5
Coding region: 1-927 (308 amino acids)
Molecular function (GO): oxidoreductase activity
Source: RefSeq, a predicted model, not a curated record
AUGAAGAUUUCACCUAGACUGGAGAUCACCCCUUCUAUAGCAAGGGGUGACCAAGGUCAACCAGGGUCGGAAGAUGAUACUGUUCCGGAGGAUGCAGUGUGGAGCGAGAUCGAAUACCUUACCGUCGAUCCCAAACAUCAGUACGAAAAACCUUACGAACUGAGGUUCCAGGUGGGUGGUGCGAUUCCAGAAACAAACAUGGUGGACGAGUCCAGAAAAGUAUCGAUUCGCAACUUUCGGCCGCUCGAGAAUGCUCAAAACUUCGAAGAAUACGGCUUUUCGGCUUCGAGAAUCGAUUGCAGCUUGCCGUCAGCUGAAUUCGACGACAAGGAAAAGGUGGGCAAGAUCUACUACCCUGCCGUCAAACGAAUGCUGUGGCAUAAGUUUCCCGACGCGGGGCAGAUCCGAAUCUUGGAACACGGUCUCCGCAAAAGAGACCCAGAAUUCCCUGCCACCCACAAACCGUUCUUCAAACACGUUCAGCCUUCCACCAUUGCGCAUAUCGUGCCAGACUAUUCGAUAUACUCAGCUGCGCGGACAGCACAGGGGGCGUUCAAGAUGGCCCCAAGUCAGUAUCAGCGUCUGAUUACCGUCAACGUUUGGAAAUCACUUCAAGGACCGGGAAACGACUGGCCACUAGCCCUUUGCGACUGGCGUACCUUGGACCGACCGUCGGAAAGCGUGGUUGUCGAUGUCGUUUACAGUAAGGAUUUCACCGAGAAUGAAAGCGUCUAUUACAGUCCGAAACACAAGUGGUAUUAUUUUAAAGAUUUGGGAGAUGACGAGGUCAUUGUAUUUCAACAAACGGACUCUGCUUUGCCGACUGGCGGAGGUGCGGCCCAUGCAAGCUUUCACAAUCCGGACGCCGACGAAUACGCAGCACCAAGAGCCAGUAUCGAGCUAAGGGCCUUUAUAUUCUACCUGUGA